Messenger RNA from Oryzias melastigma (Indian medaka), 2182 nucleotides. It is a transcript of the gene ptpn2b, whose product is annotated as protein tyrosine phosphatase non-receptor type 2b. Lineage: Eukaryota; Metazoa; Chordata; Actinopteri; Beloniformes; Adrianichthyidae. The record is from RefSeq and is a predicted model, not a curated record. The transcript has 10 exons. Gene Ontology annotation, molecular function: protein tyrosine phosphatase activity. The coding region runs from base 150 to 1364 and encodes 404 amino acids. Gene Ontology annotation, biological process: protein dephosphorylation.
AAGUCUCUUCAGUAACUGACAACUGCACUAAACUGAUAACGAGCAAACAUACGGCUAAAGUAGGGAAGUAGAAGCAUUUUAAGCUAAACAUUUGUGACCUGACUAAGUAAUGAGGGAGACAAUUAAAUAGUUUGUUAACCCUUGUUCAUAUGGAACGUACAGAAGUUGCCUCGGUGAAAAUGGACAAGGAGUUCGACGACAUAGACUCAGAGGGCCGGUGGCGAAAACUGUACUCCGACAUCAGGAAUCAGUCCCACGAGUGCUCGUACAAAGUAGCUAAAUAUCCAGAGAAUCGCAACAGGAACAGAUACCGAGACGUCAGUCCAUUCGAUCACAGCAGAGUCAAGCUGGAGAACACAGAAAAUGACUACAUCAAUGCAAGUCUAGUGGUGAUGGAGGAAGCUCAGAGGAGUUACAUUCUAACUCAGGGUCCCCUUAGGAACACCUGUGGCCACUUUUGGCUCAUGAUCUGGGAACAGAAGACCAAAGCAGUCAUCAUGCUCAACAGGGUGAUAGAGAAAGGAUCGGAGAAAUGUGCACCGUACUGGCCCACAGCUGAGGAGAAAGAGAUGGCUUUCAAAGACACUCGUUUCUUGGUAACGCUGAUGUCCGAGGACAUCAAGUCUUACUACACCACCAGAUUACUGGAGCUGCAGAAUCUUAAUACUGGGGAGAAGAGGAAAAUUUUCCAUUUUCAUUACACCACAUGGCCUGAUUUUGGAGUUCCAGAGUCUCCGGCGUCCUUUCUUAAUUUCCUCUUUAAAGUGCGGGAGUCGGGAGCGCUGGAGCUGGACCAUGGACCAGCCGUGGUGCACUGCAGCGCCGGGAUCGGACGCUCUGGGACAUUUUCAUUAGUUGAUACAUGUCUGGUCCUUAUGGAAAAGAGGAAAGAACCGUCAUCCGUGGAUAUUAAAAGCAUUCUCUUGAAUAUGAGGGAGUACCGCAUGGGUCUGAUCCAGACGCCAGAUCAACUGCGUUUCUCCUACAUGGCUGUCCUUGAGGGAGCGAAGCUCAUCAAGGGGGACUCGACGAUUCAGAACCGAUGGCGGGAAUUAUCCAGGGAAGAUCAGGAACCAGCUUUGGAGCCUCCAGCUUUAACUCCAACCCAAGCCAGGUCUCCCACAGAGCAAUACAACGGAAACCAACGAGGAGGUCAACCAGAGACGGGAGGAGAAUACAGACUGGACUGCAAAGAGCCGCCACAGUCUCCCUUCAAAGAGCAGGAGCUGGACGGCAACACGACACAUAAACGACGCAGAGAAGACAGUAUUUCCAAAUCCGGAGCCACCAAGACUCCCCAAAGCAAGUCCAGGACAAAUGACUCGGAGAGGAAGAGGAAAAGGGUGAAAACCAGCGACUGCUAACCUCCACCACCUGCAGCCACACUGCUCCAGCUCCGGCAACAAAGCCAACACCGGCAGGGAACUUCAACCCUCUCCUCACCUCUGCAUUCUUCGUCCUCAGCUCCAAACUGCUCUUCCUCCCGACUUCAUUUUUUUUUUAGCCUUCACGUAGCAUUUUUCCAGCAAUGCACAACUCCAAUUUUCCUUUUCAGCAGCAGCAGCAGCAGCCCUCUGAACCUCAAGAUUUUUUGGGAUAUUUGUCACCUAUCCUCACUGGACUGUUUACAGUGGACACUUUGACAUUCUUGAAGACAAACACCAGCGCUUUACCUCCAGAUAACACCCUUAGUACUACUUCCCAAUCGAAACAAAACUGUUUUUUUUCUUCUAGCAGAUUUUCAGGCUUUUUUUUUUUUUUUUUUUUUUUUUCUUUUAUGAGACUGAAAAUACAGGCCAUGCAUUGCCAAUUUAUAAUGCUGUUCAUAUGUGUAUUUUUGGGGGAAAGAAUCUAUUUCAAACACAUAAAUGAUAAAAGAAAAAAAAAGAAGUUAUAUAUUUUUUUAAAAAAUUACUUGAAAGUUUUUCAGGUGAUGUGGAGUUGGUCUGAUGACAAGAACCGCUUCCUUCCACGAAUAACACAGUGGCAUGACACGUUUCCAUGAUGUACAUAGUACUCUUUUUAAGAUGUGUAAAGACGUAUUUUUUUGCUUGUAAAGAAAAAAAAUGAUGAGUUAAUGUUGAAGAAAUGACUGCAGCAAAAAAGCUGUGAGCUGCUCUCUUUUGGAAGUUUUUUUUCUUAGUGUAAUCUCCAAAUAAAACUUGUAUUUGCUUAAUUUACA